This is a messenger RNA of Suillus plorans, 2872 nucleotides long. RefSeq lists its product as uncharacterized. Lineage: Eukaryota; Fungi; Basidiomycota; Agaricomycetes; Boletales; Suillaceae. The transcript has 11 exons. Gene Ontology annotation, cellular component: SLIK (SAGA-like) complex; SAGA complex. Gene Ontology annotation, molecular function: protein heterodimerization activity; structural molecule activity. The coding region runs from base 57 to 2564 and encodes 835 amino acids. The record is from RefSeq and is a predicted model, not a curated record. Gene Ontology annotation, biological process: regulation of transcription by RNA polymerase II.
GGCAGUUGUCCCGCUGAGUCCGUUGCGCCGUUAACGCCAGCCGGCGCGACCAGAGGAUGAAUAAUCUCCUCAGGACACUCACCGAGAGCCAGGUCAAGCCCUCGUCUGACCUUAGGCUACUUCUGAGUGCUGUCAAGGACGCACGCCGUCAAAGCUUCGAUGCCAAGGUAUCCGAACCAUUCUAUGAUUCCCUUGAGGGACUGCUUCAUGAUCUGCGUACAGUGACUAUGGAUAAUCACGACGCGGAGGCAUUCCUCAAGCCAGUUGCAAAAUCUGAUGUUCCCGACUACUACGAUGUGAUCGUAAACCCCAUGGACCUUCAAACCAUGCUCAAGAAGGUCAAAUCAAAGCAGUACAAGUCCAAGCGCGAGUUUGCAGAUGAUCUAGAUCUGAUAUGGUCAAACUGUUUCACCUACAAUGCGACUGAGGACCACCCACUCCGUCAGUGCGCAAUGCGCCUCAAGAAGAAAGCCGAUAGACUACUGAAGAAUAUCACUGACCGCAAAGAACGAAUCGACCCUCCCCUACCUGCUGCUCUAUCCCAGCCUCCACAUUCCGCUUCUCCCGUCGCCAUGAGACCUAACGCAACGGCACGGCCCAAGAUUAACGGCACGGCAUACACACACAGACGAUCUCCGUCAUUGACAGUACCACAAUCCUCAAAGCAACGUAUGGAUCUCCCCUUUGCCGAUUCCCCUGCGCUUGAACGUACGCCGUACGGUAUGGCUGCGUUCCGUACACUUGAGUCAGAAGCUGGUCCAUCAAGCAUCCCCAAUGGGUACAGUUCAUCUGCUUCUACAAACGAUUAUGACAGCGAAGUAGACGAAGCAUUAAUGUCAAUAGAUAACGACUCGGGGGAGAAACGCAAGCUAAACGGUUCAUCUUAUCAUCCUCGUAAACGCGUACGUCUCAUCCCUGCUCCCUUUGCGCCUCUUCCCACGGCAAACGACCCGAACUCGACCUGGUGGUCCUCUGUUCAAUCUGACUCAUUUCUCGCCAAUGGACUUCCAGCCCUUCCCCAGCCUUUUGCUGCAUCGACCCUCUAUCCGCAAUCCCAGCCCACAGCGUCCUCAUCACAAUUUACAAGGCCCCGCAAGCGACGGAAACUUCGCCCCCAGUCCAUAGCAAAGUACAAGGACAGAGAUACUCCCGCGCCCAACACCCUCCUCAGUAUUAUGAACACGAACAUUAAAACUCUCAAACGGGUCCGACGUACGCAUGCAAAGUUUGCCGCGCUCAACCUUAACGCAGAAGAAGGUGGUAUGGGGGAUGAGCCGCCAGAUAUAGGGGAAGAAGGCAUGGUUGACGAGGUUAUAGAUGAGCGGCCGUGGCGAUCGAGAUAUGCUGGUCUUAGACAAGUGAAGGGACCAGUUGAACUAGAAGUUGGUGAGAAGAACGCGGACGGAUGUCUAAAAUGGAUGAAUCGAAAGGUGUUGGAGCAUGAAGGAUUUCAAGGGACAUCGGGCGCUGCACUGGAUGUGUUGGUAGGGGUAACGUCCGAGUAUUUUCUUAAUGUCGGUCGAACGCUACGAUUUAUGUGCGACAAGUAUGCGAAGAGCAUGACGCCAGAGGAAAUCAUCCUGCAUACACUCUUCGAGAGUGGAGUCACGAGAAUCCAAGAUCUCGAGCGGUACAUCAAGGACGAUGUCGUCCGGCACGGUUCACGCCUUGUUGACCUCGAGAAAAAGCUUGUUGGAGCAUACCGCGAAGCUACACAAGUAGAAGUUCUCGACGACGAUGCGCUGUUUGCUGGUGAAGACGACGAAGAGGACGAAAGUGCCUUUGUCAUGGGUGGGUUUUCUGACUCACUUGGUGAUGACUUUCUUGGGUUACGGGAGCUUGGCAUUGCUGCCGAAUUGGGGUUAUCGAGUCUCACUAUCCCAAAGAAGCUACUCAAAGGGAAAUCAAGGGGAGCAGCAGGGGCCGCUAUCGAAGCAAAACCAAAAGAACCACCACCGCCAUAUCCACCACCACCUCCCUUACUUCCUAUCACGAGCAAGAAUGUGGGCGACCAGAUUGGGUUAUUGCGUCACUACUUUCAAGUGCGGCUUGCAUCGCUCGCACCUCCUGGCACCCUCCAAGGUCUUCCUUAUCUCCCACCGGGCCCUCAAUUUGGCUUCCUUCCUCAUCCUGGCGUUCUACCAUUACCUUAUGUACCAAGUUCGUCAGGGGAUUUCGCACGCAUCAUCACGAUCCCAGACGAUGCACCCGCACCUGCACAGGCAAAGCUUGGACCCUUGGGUCAGGUACUCAAGACAGGCGCUGCUGCAGGGGCUGUCAAGAAGAAGAACAAAGCGAAGGAGCCAGGGCCGAUGUCAGGGCCUGGUAUGUCGGAUGCCGUUCCAGUGGAACCGAUGCGUGCAUUCAAUGGGCUUGGGCCGGAGGGAAAAGAUGUUGGCGGAACUGGAGCUGGCAAUGGUGGCACUAAUGGGUUGAGUGGAGGGAGCAGUGCAGCAUGGAGUGGAGGGACCUUAGGUAUGGCGGGAGGAAGCAAGAAGAAACCGAGUCCACAAGGGCAGGGCAGGGCGAUGGAGCUUCCGCCUGUCAUUGCUGCGAGCGCGUGAGAGAGGGUCGUGCUAUUACAUACAUACUUACACUUUAUAUUCGCAUGGUCAUUAGCAUUGCUGUCCGUACUGUGCAUUUGUGGAUCAUACACUAUACCUGUAGCAUUAUUCUAUGUAUUGAACUGGACGUUGGAUUCGUGUGUGGGUCCUGGAACGUUACCUAGUAUAGCUACAACGUGUCGUGAAUCGUCCGUGAAUUCGAAGCUGAGAAUUUCGUUCAACCUAGAAGUUAUAUCAUCGGAUAGUACGCCAAGAGGUAUGCACUGCGCAUCGAUAACUUGACUCAUACGCCUAUGUCACAUUUCUGG